Molecule: messenger RNA, 3147 nt
Organism: Saccoglossus kowalevskii
Lineage: Eukaryota; Metazoa; Hemichordata; Enteropneusta; Harrimaniidae
Product: coiled-coil domain-containing protein 87-like
Source: RefSeq, a predicted model, not a curated record
AUGUCAUCUGGAAGUAGUAUUGCAGGUGCUCCAAAUAUGGAUCCUCAUUUGAGAAAGAAGGACGAAAUGUAUCCCAUGACAAAUCUGGCUUUUGGUGCGACUGAUCUUCAAAGAAAGUACAAUGAAAUCAUUGGUCCAUUGACGCUAUUUGCUCCAUUCAGUCAUGAAGACAUUCCUGAUGAUAAAGAACUUGAACUUGAGAGGCCUGUCACUCCAAUUGAUAAAAGCAUUGACUCACCAACUAUUGAACUUAAUGAGUUAGCCAACUUAGUACGGAGGAGGAUUGUAGCCGAUCCUAAUAUAGAGUAUUUAUCAGUGGAAGACCAGGAAGCAUUGGCUGCUAUUACUAUGGGAGAAGUAAAUGAUGUCUGGCCAGAUGUUAGAAAACAAGUAGAUGAUCCAUUUCUAACACCAUCACAAAACAGAGAAUUAAAAAGAAGAAUUACAGUGCAUAUUGUAACAGUCUGUCAACAGUUGUUUCAACAUUAUGUAGCUAAAGCUCAAAUACUGAAAAAAAGGGGUGUGUUUAGUGGGCCUGCUAAUAUGAGUCGUCUAAAAGCACAGCUUGGUCUAGAUGUCAAUAAAUUUUUAAAUAUUUUAGCAAUUCGUCGUCAUAUUGUUGCUGAUUUACGUGGAAAACGUGCAAGUUCUGAUGAUGAUUCAAGUGAAGAUGAAGUAAAAACUACAGUCUCUGCUGCACCACUGUCCUACAAAAAACUUAUUGAAAUUAGCCGUCCGAAGCGAAAAAAGAAAGGCCAGUUUAAACUGAAUCGAGAGAUUCGUGAUAUGGAACGACAGAUGCCAUACCUUGAAACACACAAGGUGUAUGACCUGCUUCCAGAUCUCAGUCAUUUCAUAAAGGAUGAAGAUGAAGAAGAGGAUACAGAAACUGUGUCAGAGAAGUUCUCUGAGAUGCCACCAUAUGGAAAAAGCAGUUCAAAAGAUAGUUUUCACCUGUCAGGGAAACUUGGUGAAGAACGAUCCGAGUUCAGACUACAUAAGUGUAAUUCCUUACCAGAUUUAGUAGGCUAUGAAACACUGGCUGAGGAACUCAGUUUAGAUGAAGAUGGUAGAACUAGUGUUAAAUCUUCCUAUCAUCCUGAUAUCUUAACAAGACCUUUCACUGUUGAUGAACCUGAGGAGGAAGAAAAAGAUGAAGAACUUGAUGUGAAAGGUAGACCAGACACUAGACAAAAAUUACAGCAAGAUUUGAUGAAAUUAUCACAAUAUCGAUCAAUGAGAGAAGCUAAAGAAGAACAACUAGAUGAAGAAGAUCUUCCACCGUUAUUACAAGCCAAUUCCACACACGGACAAGUAGAGGGCCGCAAAGAAAUGUUACAACAGCAGUUGAAGGAACUUGAAGAAAAAGAAGCCAGAGAAAAAGCAGAACAAAUGAUUAAGAUUCGUAAACCAACACAUCCGCAGCCUUCUACUAUAACAAAGAAGAUGCCAAACCAACAAGUUGUCAGAACAUCAGACAUUAGAGUAUCUGAACGCGUUAGUUUGUCAUCUGUUACAUUAGAAAUGAACACCACUGUCUAUAAUGAACUUGUGGGUGAUAUUGAUCCUCAUACAUUGAAAAGGUUGGACAGAAACUUAUUCUUUGGUCAAGAGAUAAAUGAGGUGUAUGAAGAAAUUAUGAAGACAUUACCAAAUGAUCACUUUAAACAUGACCAGGACGACUUGAUUGAAGCUACAGCUGAUCAGGUGAAUUUAUCUGUCCUCUUACCAUCUGCAAAUCUCAGUAAACACAGAAAAGAUCGCAUCAUGAAUCCUACUUUGAUAAGGAAUAUAGCACCACCAUGGGGGAAUGAAAAUGUUACAGAGUGGGCAAAAAGUCCAUUAAACAAUGCUGAUCAGUUAAGCAAACAACGAGCCGCUGUGGCCCCAACUCCAGCAUCAGGAAUGAUGUCAUUCCAAAACUAUGGUGCAACUAGUGGAGGAAGUCAAUAUGGAGAUGCAGCAGUAGGAGGGAAUAUAAUGGAUGCUCAGAGUUCUGUCAGUAUGCCAACAGGACAGGGAAUGAUUGAUGAUCAGAAUUCCAGAGCCUAUGCAUCUUGGUUAAGUUGGUGGAAAUCCACAAUUAAUUCAGAUGAUUAUAUGAAGUAUUUGUCAACUCAGGAAUCAGAUUAUUUAGGAGUUGCAUUUCAUUUCUAUGAUAGCGGUGAGGAUGAUAGUGAUGAUGAGAAAACUGGAAAAAAAGGACCCUCAACUGCAAGAUUAGAGAAAAUGAAAGAAAGGAAACAGAAAAUUGAUGAAAUGAAAGUUGAGAAGUCCACUUAUGUGCCCGGUUUGUGGAAUGCUAAUGCCGUGUUAAUGGGUGGAUUGGGAAAAGAUCCUGAAGUUCUAAUUGAAGAGGAGGAAGAGGAGGUGGAAGUGACACCACGCUCUGUUCGAUCAAGGCGGUCCAAGCACUCACACACAGCUGCAUCACGAAAGUCAUCAGAAGGUAAAGACAUGGGAGCUACACUGAGUGUUAAAGAUGUAGAUGCAUCACGGAUACACUCAUCAACUUCCAAAUUAUCCAGUACCGGUGGUUUAUCAGGAACACGAGUUGUCAGUCGUGCUAGCAGGUUAACAGAUGCUACAAGUGCAAAGUCACAAAGAGAAAGUAAAUUAAGCAUACCACUAUCACCACAAGACAGACUGGAAGCAAUCUGGUCAGCACUUCAAAUGCCAGAUAAUUUAAAACUAGAUAUGGCUAUUAAGUACAGUUCAGAUGAUUAUAUCAACCAACUGCCAGAAUCAAUCGAAGCUUGGGAAAAGGCAACAGAAAUAAUUUUACAGAGGGAAGCAUUAAUUGCAAGACUUGAGUCAUUUGAAAGGUUGGCAUCAGAUCCAGAUAGAUUCUUCCAAAAAGGUUACAGAGGUUCAUCAGUUGCUAGGUUACAAGAAGCCAAACAGAGAAGUCAGCUUUAUUCAGCUCUUGAUGAAAUAGACAAGCGAGUAAAGAAAAAAGUUAAUAUUGUGAAAGAUAAUUUUAAUGAUACUAUGACAUUCCAGGGACGUCCUUACAUAGACAAACUGAAAUAUGACCGAACUGAAAUGCUGUACUGGUUACAACAAGAGAGGCGACAAUAUGCAAUUGAGAGGGCAUCACUAGCACAGGAACUUCCAUUAAAGAUGGCUGAGUUGCCUUCUCUGUAG